CAGAGCACAAACCAAGCAUUUUUAGGUUGAAAUUCAAAUAAGCCAAACCAAGAACAGAGCAUGUUCUCUCUUUCUUGUCUUUCUUCUCCAUUCAGAGUAUCCUCUAAAUGAUUCUUCGAAGAAUUGUUUCUCUCUCUCUUUUUCGUCUUCUUCACGACAUGCCUUCCAUCUCUCCUUCGUCUUAUCAACUACACUCUCAUUGCACCACCGCAACAAACUUCGAUGAGUGCCGUAGCAACAGAACCAACUUCCUAAAUUCCAUGAGAAACCACUGCAGGUCAGGUGAACUCAACAACAUUAAUCAAGCUUUGAACUUGUUUCAUCUUAUGGCUACAAUGAGUCCUUUACCUUCGGUUGUAGACUUUACUUUGUUAUUAGGGUUUAUUGUUAGGAUGAAACAUUACACAAUUGCUAUAUCUUUAGUUAAACAAAUGCAUUCUUCUCUAGGUUUAAAGCCUGAUACUUUUACUCUUAAUGUUGCUAUCAAUUGUCUUUGCCAUUUAAAUUUGGUUGCUUUUGGAUUCUCUGUAUUGGGUACUAUGUUUAAACUUGGUUUUGAGCCAUCUGUGGUCACUUUUACCACUCUUAUUAAAGGGCUUUGUGUUCAAGGUGACAUGGCUCUGGCCGUGGAGUUGGCUGAUCAUAUGGAAAAGUUAGGGUAUCGAUCCGAUGUUCAAACUUAUGGGGUGUUGAUUAAUGGGUUGUGUAAGAUAGGGAAUACUUCGGAAGCGGUUGGGUGGUUAAGGAAGAUGGAGGAAAGAAAUUGGAAGGCUAAUGUGGUUGUUUAUAGUACAAUUAUGGAUGGUUUGUGCAAAGAUGGAUUGGUGUCCGAGGCGUUAGAUUUGUGUUUGGAAAUGAGUAUAAAGGGUAUUCGGCCUAAUCUUGUCACUUAUACUUGUUUGAUUCAAGGUCUUUGUUGUUUCGGACGUUGGAAAGAGGCUGGUUCGUUGUUGGAUGAGAUGAUGAAAACGGGAACAAUGCCGGAUUUGCAGACGCUUAACGUCUUAGUGGAUGCUUUUUGCAAAGAAGGCAAAAUUAUGCAGGCGAAGAGCGUAAUUGGAUUUAUGAUUUUGACGGCUGAAGGGCCGGAUGUCUUUACCUAUAAUUCUUUGAUCGAUAGUUAUUGUUUGCAAAAUCAAAUGAAUGAGGCCACAAGAGUGUUUGAAUUAAUGGUUAGUAGGGAUUGUUUACCGGACAUUGUAGCUUAUACUUCACUUAUUCAUGGAUGGUGUAAGAUUAAAAACAUUAAUAAAGCUAUGCACCUUUUCGAUGAAAUGGUUAAAGCAGGAUUCACUCCUGAUGUUGUCACGUGGACCACUCUUAUUGGCGGGUUUUGUCAAGUCGGUAGACCAUUAGCUGCAAAAGAAUUGUUUUUAAAUAUGCACAAAUAUGGUCAAGUUCCCAAUAUUCAAACUUGUGCCAUUAUAUUGGAUGGACUGUGUAAAGGCCAACUUCUUUCUGAGGCAUUAUCAUUGUUUGAGGCAAUAGAGAAGAGUAAUCUAGAUCUUAAUAUUGUGAUUUAUAGUAUUAUACUUAACGGAAUGUGCAGUGCCGGAAAACUGAAUGCUGCUUGGGAACUGUUUUCCUGUUUGCCUGCUAAGGGUUUACAAAUUAAUGUUUAUACUUAUACCAUUAUGAUUAAUGGUUUCUCUAAACAAGGACUGUUGGAUAAUGCUGAAGAUUUACUAAUCAAUAUGGAAGAGAAUGGCUGCAUGCCUGAUAGCUGCACUUACAAUGUCUUUGUCCAAGGCUUGCUAACAAAAAAAGAGACUGCAAGGAUAAUAAAGUACCUUACAAUGAUGAGAGACAAAGGUUUUUCUGCAGAUGCUACCACCACGGAAAUGAUUGUCAACUAUGUAUCCACUAACAAAGGAGACAACGGAUUUCGAGAAUUUUUGUUUCCAAAACGAUAACACAUUUCAAGAGUUUCAAUAGAUAUUUAUAUUUAUUUAAAUGCAGCCUUUCAGUUCUUUCAUUUUUAUAAUAUGUAGCAUAUUACACAUGACUGAGAACUGGCAUAGGCUUCAAAACUAUUACCAUUCAAGUGCUUCCGCCUGACAAUUAUGCGUCAAAACAGUAGGCCUUUAUCAGAGUUGCUCCUUGGCAUAUUUAGUGGUGAGUAUUUUAGUGUCUUCUUGCACAUUUAUUAUGCCAUUUCCUCAACUCAAUUAAAAUAUCCUAGAAAAAAUUGACCCAUAUUCAUAAAUUAGGCCUUAUUCUUUGUAUUUAUGGAGUUCAGUAACUGUUUACUUAACUAGGGUAUAUAUUACCAUGACUUUAAGAAAGUGUAGCAUUGAAGAAAAGCUCAAUCAACCAUAUUGCUAGGAAAUGACAAUUGACAACCUACAUUUUACAGAGGUAAACUGAAUACAUAUUAAAAUCGCUGUAUGCACUUGUUUAGUUAAAUCCUUCCUGAGGGAAACCCAUAAAGAUUUCGGAAGGUUGCAGACUGAGUUAUUUAUCAUUUGCAUAAGACACUAAAAUCUCAGCUGUAGGGUUUUAUGGAGGGAAUGGCUAGACCAGUUCCACAUCCAGCAGUGAUGCUAAUAAGAGUGUCAAAGACCUCCUAGAGGCAUCCAUCCAGUGCUUUGUUGGCAAAUGUGGAGAUUGCGUGUGCUGGAGAUGGAGUCAAAUUGGAGAAUAGAUAAUUUUCUACCCUUUUGUGUAGUGUACAAAUAGAUUUUUUGGCAUUAGUUUGUUUUUCAUACAUGUAUAAAUUUAUCACUUCCAUAGGAUAGGUAUGGUUCUUCAGUCUUGUUACUUUAAUAUUCACUUCAUUUCAUAGCAAAAUAUAUAUUUAGCCCAGGAUUACAAUUUAUAGUGUCUUUCUUCAAUAUUAUUUAUUUAUUUGUUUGUUUGUCAUUUUCAGAUUUUGUGUUUGCAUUACGCCAGUGUUUGAUGAUUGCAUUCAAGCUUGUUUCAUUAUCUGAUAUCAAGAGGUUUGGAGGAGUAUUGUGAUGAUGUUCAUCGCAGCAAACCACGACACUUUGAUUGAAAGAGCCGGCCGGAAACAGCUCGAUAAUUAAUGCCCCAACUAUAUAUAAUAAAUAUAAUAUUGAUGUCUCAUUUGAAACUGUCUAUUGUAUAUGAUUUAAGUUUAAAAACGCACUUCAUUAAGAAGGCAAAGGUUUGAUUCUUAUUACAAUUUACAAAGGUUUGUCUAUGUAAUCACGUGUUUAGGUUUAUGAAACAUGCCUUGCUUUGAAAGGUUUAACAUAUAUUAAUCGCA
Messenger RNA from Cicer arietinum (chickpea), 3229 nucleotides. RefSeq lists its product as uncharacterized. Gene Ontology annotation, molecular function: protein binding. The record is from RefSeq and is a predicted model, not a curated record. NCBI's taxonomy places the organism in Eukaryota, Viridiplantae, Streptophyta, Magnoliopsida, Fabales, Fabaceae.